UCAUGAAGUGGAAUAUGCUUACAUGGCACUGGUCGUGUGGGAGGUGUCAACGAAAAAUAGGAUUUAAGAGCGAUGCGCCCAGAGUGAGAUGUGCCUUUUAUGCAUCUGGCCACGCAUCGUUUCUGCCACCACCACCGCUGCCACCAUCUGACGCUAUCGACAAAAAUGGAAGGUCAAAACGUUACCAAGCGAUACGGCCAGGACUAUGCUACACACUUCAAAGCGCGGGAGUAUUUGGACACGUACUACAAUACAACACCGGAGGAUUCGCCCAAGAGAGACUUCUUCCCCGAGCUCCUGCAGUUCCUGCAUUCAACCUUCAACAAUGGCGAGAUCAGAGGUCAGCGCCUCCUGGACGUUGGAUCGGGCCCCACCAUUCACCAGGUGCUGAGCGCGUCAGAGUGGUUCCCCGAGAUCUACCUCUCCGACUAUGCGCAGAGCAACCGGGAAGAGCUGCAGAGCUGGCUCUGUCACUCCUCGGACGCCUUUGACUGGACGAGGACGAUAGAGUUUGUGUGCCGGCUCGAAGGACACAGAAAAACGGUGGAGGAGAAAUCGGUGCACGUGCGCAAGGCGGUGCGCGCCGUGCUGCCCUGUGACGUCAACCAGGAAGACCCACUGCUCGGGUCCUGGAGCCAAGGCCCCUUUGACUGCAUCAUCUCCACGCUGUGCUUUGAGGCAGCGUGCAGAUCAAUAGGCGAUUUCACGGCAGCACUGGGCCACGUCUGCCACCUCCUGCGGCCCGGGGGAUGGUUCAUUCUUGCCACGGAGCUGGGCGAGACGUUCUACCACAUUGGCUCCGAGACCUUCCAUGUGCUGAGCUUGAAUGAGACGGUCAUCCGGCAAGUUGUAGGCGAUGCUGGCCUCAUCAUACAGGAGUUGGAGAUGCAUCUCGCGCCUAAGCCAUCUCCCGAUGAUACCAACGACCACCAGGCCCUGCUCUUCCUGAGAGCCCAGAAGAAGAUGUGAGAUUCCCGUGCCGGAGUCUAUGGUUAUGGUGGUUUCUUUCACACACAAUUGUAAUCUAGACCAGUGGUCCCCAACCAUUUUCGACCUACACAUCAAUAUUUACCCUUGAACAAGAUUCACAGACCACCGGUAACAUUUGGCAAAAUUAAAUGUAUCCUUAAAGUGGCAUGAUAUUUUAUUAUUGAAGAGCCAUAAAAUUAUGAACUGGAUUUUAAUAUAGUUGUACUUAUUAGAUAUUAAAGGCUCGUGCAAUGGGCGUUAAACAAUACGGUUCUUUGUAAAAUAAAAUUUAUUUCUCCAAUAGUUCUACAGACCACUUCCCACUGCCUUGUAGACGACCAGUGGUCGUCUAUAAGGCAUUGAUCUAUAUCAGUGGCUCUUAACCUAGGGUGCACGCACCUCUGGGCAUGUGAAACAUGGCCAAAUUUGUUUAGAAGGCAAAUCAUCGAAACACAAAAUAAGCAUGAGCACGUAAGUGCAACGUACUUUGUUUCAUCAAACCCUAUACAUAUUAACAUUAUGAAUAAAUUCACGAUUAAGAACCAAAGUGGUGCAAGGCUGUAGCAAAGGUUAAUAAUCCACUGGUCUAUAGAGUAUCCACUUGCAGGGGAGUUACGUACAUUAAGCUUUGGUACAUAAAGGUUUCUCAAACGUUAGUUGGGAAUAAUAUGAUUUUGUAUGCAUGUUUAUUUUUAUCAGGGUUUAUCUCAGCAAUCUCGUUUUUGACGCCGCUAAUAUCCAUCAUUUUAUUGAUUGCUGUUAUAGAUAUGAAUUAUAUUCCAAUUUAAAUGGUAUUCAUUUUGAAAUUGUGUAUCAAUACAAUUCUUAUCAAUUACUUUUGUGUGUGUGGGUAAACUCCUCUCCUUAUUGAUAUGAAGCUUUCGUGACUGCAGAAAUCCAUACUGUUUGGUUCUUCCGGUAAAGUCUCGUAGAUAGAAAAUUAAUUAAAAUUAAUCAAUUAAAAUUAAUUUUCUAUCUACGUGACUUUACCGAAAGAACCAAAGAGUAUCCUCUCCUUAUGUAUGACAAUUCACUAACAUCUCCAUAAACUCUAUUGGCUGUUGUUUACUCCCAAUAUAACAUUCAUAUUCUCUCUGCCUAGGGUCGACUCGUAGCUGCACUUGCUUGCGUCUCACGGACGCUGCGAGCGGCUGGGAGUCGGUCCAGACGACUGAACGGCUGUAGAAGUCCUUCUACGGUUUUUUGCUCCCUCCUUUUAUGCCCUGGGAUUCCGAAAAUCCAGGGUUACGUGACGUUACCCUACGCGGCCAAUCGUGCACCUACCUUUCGAUAUUAAACCGAUGCCCCGCCCUUGCCUGGAGCGUUACUUUCUGUUACACCUCGACCCAUUGUCUACGCACCCGCCCUCCUCAUCCUGGAUUCAACCAGUUUGAUUGGGGUGGCCCAGGGAUUUCCCUCCCCCCUCCUCGUCUGCACUGCCGGCGUAAUAUUUCCCCCCUGGCCCCUCCCCCGUGCUGUGAGCGUCUCAUUGCGGCUAGCCCGGUGAGCUUCUGUGCGCCCAUACAAUUGUAGUGACUGUGAAUGUCACUGUGUGGUUGCUGGGCUUACGAAGCAACGGCGGAUAAUGUUUUGGCAUUGUGUACCCCGCUUACUGGGCGUAGUACCAGCCCUAGCGGGACUUGGGUGAGCGCUGGUCAGCGUGGAGGCACCACGUACAGUGUGUGGUGCGGGGUCCCGGUGAGGGAGUGUCAGCCAUCCAGGGUUACGUUGGGGCAUGAUACGCUGGUUGACCUGCCGACACGUGACAGGAUAAUAUUGGAGGGGGGCCACCGGUGGACGGGGGCCGCUGGGCGGGCACGUGGUAUAGAGGAGCUCUCGGGAGCCUUCGGGAAAGAGCUCGAGAGAUCUAGAAGGUGGGCGGGGCGAGGGGCGGAGCCAGCCCCAGCCCAGGCCGAUAUAACGGAGGCCCCGUGAGGUGCUCAGGGUUUUUUGGGUUGCUGGUGAAGAAGAUCCACGUCGGGUUAAAGAAGCCUCUAGCCACGUGGUCCGAGACCCAGCUUGUGGUCCGGACAGGGAUAGCGAACCGUGUCUAGUUCUGCCGUAGCGUGGCUAGAUGGGCAUUCAACACCCAAGUGUAGGUUGUGUUAUGUUAUGUUGAGUUGGUGAAAUAAAGUGUUGCUCCCAA
Messenger RNA from Petromyzon marinus (sea lamprey), 3115 nucleotides. RefSeq names its product nicotinamide N-methyltransferase-like. Gene Ontology annotation, molecular function: N-methyltransferase activity. Gene Ontology annotation, cellular component: cytosol. The record is from RefSeq and is a predicted model, not a curated record. Lineage: Eukaryota; Metazoa; Chordata; Hyperoartia; Petromyzontiformes; Petromyzontidae.